AUAUAAAAUAAUACAAUUAUAUACAAAAUAUACAAUUUAAAUAUGGUGUGUAGCCACAAUUGUCUUGUCUGAAUUGUUUACCCACUACAACUAUGGCACUACAUGUGGAUGUGAUCGUAUUGAUUAGCAUACAAGACUGAGCUGGAAAAAAGAAAGUAGGUGCCUCAAGCUGUUGAUAGUUUAGCUUUGCACAUAAAUCUGGCUCUGAUGAAAACAUUUGUUACAUUUAAUUCACUUUAAGUAUUCUAUAAUAUUCUUAAGUUUAAGAGGCUCAUUCUGUAUAUAACUUAAUAUACAGAAUUAAAAUCAAAUUUCGUUUGGUUUUUAUUUUUAAAAUUUUCUCUCAGAACAAAUGAAAGAAUGUCCUGGUUCCCUGUAUGAUGUCCCACUUCCCAAUCCCAUACCUGUUCCUAACGUCCAAAAAUCAUGUACCUCCUCCUCUUCUUCAGCAGAAAAUGAUUAUUUAGGAAUGCUUGGUUUCAAGCCCGCUGAUGUUGAUAAUUUGGAACCUCAUAAAAAGCUACUCUUGGGUUUAGAUACUCCGAAAGAACUCUUAGAUAAUCUUAGUAGUUUAUCAAUUGAUAAUCCUUCAGAUUCUUUGGAAAAUUUAACAGAUAAUGUUCAAGAGGAAAAGUUAGAGGAUUAUACAAUAAAAGAGAACGUUCUGUCGGAGAGUCAACAAGAAUUAGCGAAAAUUUUAGAAUCUUACAAAUAUGGCAAACCAUUAUCUGAAGUAAUAAAUCAUUACAAUAGCUGGAGAAACAAGUAUGAAGAUUCUUUGGAUGAAACUAAGGAAUGUUGGAGAAAAUUAUAUAAGGAAUCGCAAAAAUCAAAACAGAUGAAGAAAUCGCGUGGAUUUUCUGAAUUAAGGCAGUUAAUAUCUAAUGUUUUAGGUAAAAAGGAUAGAAAAGUGAAGGCUGCAGAUUCUUAUGCAAGACCGGGGAGAAGUGAAAAAUCUGAAGACGACAUCUUACGUCCUGUUAGUACUUUAAGUACAAUAUCUUCAGUUAGCAGUUCCAGUUCCUCCUCGAGUGAUAGAUUUAGUCUAGGAAGCACUUAUGACAGUGGAAAUCAUUCGGACUCCUGUGAAGAAGUAAAUCGUUCAAAGGAUUCUAUGUUAGGAAAAGAUUUACAAAAUAGUGGUGUAUGUAAUAAAUCACUGUCCGAAAGGCCUCCAGCUCCUCCUCCCCGACCGUCCAUCUCUCUCCCGAUUGCUAGAAAGAAACCGAAUUUGAAGCAUACGUACUAUGUUUUCCCUCCAGUGCCUACAAGGGAUAAAAUGGAAUCAGUUUCACCUGAUUACGUUCAACCAGAUAUGGACUGUUAUCUUCCUGCCAGUAAAAUUGAUGCUACCAUAAAUAAAAUAUCAGGUAAACAGCUUCCUGCAACACCAAAGAAACCAUCAAAAAGUAUUUUCAAUAUAGAAUCCAAUCAACGAGAUAGAUCAUUGAACAAAGUCCUACCUACUGUCUACAAAAGACAGAAUGGUAGUUUGUCUUCUCAAUCCUCUACAGUGCACGAAGAAGACGAAUGCCAUUAUUAUGAUAUACCUGCAGCACCGGUACCAGUCAACAAGAGUAAUACCAAAGAUAAUCAUCAUUUGCAGAAUGAGGAUUCAAAUUAUGACAUUCCUAAAUCUUUAUCCAAAAUGAAUCAGCACAGAAGGCAGAGUUCUUCCAACGAGCCAACUUACAUAGAGGUAUUCGUGUCGGGUGACGAUCACCUCGUCAACAACGGAAAUUUAGAUUACGACAUUCCCAAGCCUUUCUGUUACGAGAGGAACUUCAAAAGUAAUUCUUUACCUCGACAAACCAAUACAUAUGCAGGAAUAAUUAACCAAAAGGAAAAAAGUGCACCCAAUUAUUAUAACGUUUUGCCCGUAAACGACGAGCAGUUCGAGAGCAUCCCGGAUGAACUUCCUCCGCCGCCUCCUUCCGACGAGGACAAUGCAUAUAACGUAAUGGUGCCAAUAUCGUCACCAAAUUCUGAAAGACAUUUACCGGUAACAUCUUUGCCAUCUAGAACUCAAUUUGAUAUUAAAAGUAAAUAAUACAAACAAUAGGAAAAAUUUAUGUAAUAUACAUAAUUAGUUUAAAUUAAUAUUUAGGCAAUAGCAGUGUUAUAAAUGGUGAUACUGAUUGUCCAAGGCCCAUUUUGUACUGUUCAGAGUUCAUUUUCAGAAUAUUUUAUUAUAAUUAUCAUCUCAUGUUGCAGUAUAACCAUUUAAAAAAUAUUUUGAAUAAUUAUAAGAUUAAAAAAGUAUUGGGCUUUAAUUACUUUUAAAGGUAAAAAUUAUUUAUAUUUUAACAUAAAAUCCAUUAAGCAUAAUUUGAGCUUAAUUGGAGAAAAUACUAUGUUUCAAAUGUUUAUUUUUAAUAAGUUGUUCAGAAUGUUGCUGUAUUUCAUACAUAAUGAAUCCUGUUAUUUUAGAUUCCAUUUUCAAAUUACCAAAAUCUGGUAUGGUAAGUUAAAUAUAAUAGUUAAAGUACUUAGAUCAAAUGAUUAACAUUUACAAAUAAGAAUUUUUGUAAGUAAUUUGUAAUAUUAUUUAAUGUUAUAUGCAAAAGAUACAUUAUCUAUUGUAAACAUUACUGUAUGUUUUGAAUAAAUGUUACAAUAUAAAAAUUAUAUUUUUGUUGCAGAUGUGACUUGUUACUUAUCCGGUUCAGAAAGUUAUACAUAACGAAACUUGAUCCAUUUUAAAUCCCUUUCAAACUCCGAAUUUUUGUCAAGGACACCAAAACUGCAUAAACCAUUUUUAGAUUUUAACUCUUCACUUUACAAGUGUUAAGAUGACCAUUAACUGUGCCCGUCAUAGGUUCAGCCAGGGCUAACCUGUGACGGGCUAUAAUAAUGGUGCAACCAAGUGGCAAGGAGCACAACCCAAUAGAUCUGGGGCAGCACGCUUGUAAAUUUUUCUAAUUUACCCAAACUCUAGAGCCACAGGUGUCUUUAUUGAUUUGACUAUCUAAUCUUGUUUAAAAUAUUGGUUAAUGUAAAAUGAAUGUUUUGUGACACAGCUAAAGAUUUGUUGAUGACAGCCUAAAGUGGCAAGAGCAUCGGCCUACCACUGAAGGAUCUGGGAUCAAAUCCGGACAGUUAAAAACCCCAGAAAGGUUUUGAGAUGGUCUGUCUCAGAUACAUAGGACCCAUUGUGGAUCUCACCAACUAAUUAUGGGUUUGAAAAAGGCCUUUUUUGUGCCUGCAGAUGGGAAAGAGUAAAAAAGAAAUAUAUAUAUAUGUACAGCAUAUAUAUACAGUUAUUAUUCUAAUAAAUUAAUUUUUCUCUGUUAGAAUAUUAAAAAAAAAAGAUUUAUGAUGAUUCAAUCUUUAAACAGUCCAGAUGCUGAAGUUCUUACAGAUGAGAUGAUUGCUGAAACAUUUUUAGGGCAUAUCAUUUUGUCCUUAGCAUUUUAAUUUGUUUUGUGCCUAAAAACAGUUUUUCCUUUAGAUUAUUUCACAAUUCUGAAUUUAUUCCUCAUGAUGAAAAAAUGAUAAACUGCAAUUUAGUAUAAUGGAUAUUAUAAUUACUAUUAAUACUUUUUAUGAUCUGACCAAUUUAUACAAGCAUUUAUAAAUUAAAUAUUGAAAAGAUAUAUUAUAAAUAUUGUAAGAAGACUGCAUUGGACUAGAUAUGGACACAUUAUAAAGACAAGCAGAAACAGAUCACGGAAGACUUAAAAGGAAAGUGGAUCACCACUCAGGUAGAAAGAUGACAUCAGAGUAGACAUGGUGGCAAUGGAAAGAGAUAGUUGAAUUGAAGAUGGAAUGGGCUGGCACAAGAUAGAAAGAAGUGGAAGAAACAUGUGAUCAAGUUUCCCCGAGAAUUUAGAUAUAUAAAUAUUACUUUAUGUUGACGACAGCCUGAAGAAUCAGUGUACCACUGGAGGACCCAGGAUCAAAUCCAAGCAGUUAAAAACUCCAGAAAUGUUGGUCAGAUAUGUAGGCCCAUUCCUCUCAACCCAGCCACCCCCAUUUUGGAUCUGGUCAAACUCAUAAUGGGCUUGAAAAAAAGCCUUUUCAGUAUCUGUGGGAAAAGAAUAAUACAAUAUAUAUAUAUAUAGUUUUAAUGUAAAUUGACCAUAAUAUAUCUACAGUAUUUUAAAUGUUUAUACAGUAUAAUGUUUACACACUAUUUUAAGUGUUUUAAAUGUUUUUGGGAUAAGAAUAAAAUAUCAAAAGCAAACACUUGAGUGCUAUUCACCGUGUGAUAAAAUGAUAGAAUCCAUAUUUAUAUGGAUGUGGUCCCAAAAAUACAAGGUAGCACAAAUCAGUUAAUUCUGUUUAUUUUUAAUGGUUCUUAAAAAAAUUUCAUCUGUUAAAGCAUUGUGACUUGUGUAUUGAGGAAUUUUUUUUAGUUUUUAAGUGAUUAAAAAUAUUUUAAAAAUACUUGCGUAAGGCACUAAUUUAGUUUUUACAAUGGUUAAUUGACUUUUGGGCUACCAGUAUAUAUGUUUCUUGCAGGUUGCAAGCGUUAUUAGCAGUUGUAUAUAAAGGGCAUUGAUGCCAUUAAAUUUUCGAGUACGGAAAUCGAAGGAUGGACAUAAACGGGGGAGUCAUUUGCCAUAUCUCGAGUAGGGUCAGACUUAAUGAAAAUUACAAUCGUUAUUGGCAUUUGCAAUAUUUUAAAACUCAUCUCUACCCUUAAAAUUAAGCCCAUUUUUUUUGCUGUUUUUAAUUAAAAUUUUAUUAACCUAUCAGUGGUUGAGUGAAUGAAACCAGUAAUAUUGUAAUACUGGUAGUUGGUGGAGGGUUGGCACCCGACCAACGAGUUGGUCACGCGGAGUUUUCUGCAUUUUCUUCGCGAGCACCUAAAUAGGGGCCGGUUUCCCGUAGAGAUUUUCCUCUGAUCUGCCAGGAAAACUUUCUUCUUGGCAGAUCACCCAUGUGUUGCAUUGCUUUAAACCAUCAAACCAAUGUUUGUUGAUAUCAUACUGUAUCACUAGGCAGUAUGUCAUGGGACGUUAUUUUACGGGCAAAAACGGAAAUUGCCUGGAGCCCCCAUCAACGGGAUUCCAAACCAAUCUUUUAUAUACUCAUUACUGUAGUAAGGAUAUUGAAAUUUAAAUAUGGGCCAUUCCGGGGAUCCUAUCUUGCAGGUGUGGCGCAGUUGCAGGAUGCGAUUGGGCAGCACAGAAUGCAUUAAAAACAAAAAUCCCCAUUAUAAAUUUCCCCGGAGAAAAAUGUUUGAAAUCAACACUACAUGAGACCCCCUAAUUCAAAUUUGACUGGGCGUCCAGGAAGCUAUAAUGUGUAGUAUUCGUGUGAUUGGAGCAGUACGAUCCACGAAUGAAACGUACAGAAAGGAACCUAAGACAGUUACAAUUAUAAACACUCUCCUUUAUUCAAUACGAACAGAUUCGGUUUCAUCAGGAAUCCCAACUAUUUUGUGAUUUAACUUUACCAACU
Molecule: messenger RNA, 5409 nt
Organism: Centruroides sculpturatus (bark scorpion)
Lineage: Eukaryota; Metazoa; Arthropoda; Arachnida; Scorpiones; Buthidae
Product: serine/threonine-protein kinase SMU1-like
Exons: 8
Coding region: 353-2050 (565 amino acids)
Source: RefSeq, a predicted model, not a curated record